Molecule: messenger RNA, 1980 nt
Organism: Beta vulgaris subsp. vulgaris (sugar beet)
Lineage: Eukaryota; Viridiplantae; Streptophyta; Magnoliopsida; Caryophyllales; Amaranthaceae
Product: lipid droplet phospholipase 1
Exons: 12
Coding region: 419-1765 (448 amino acids)
Source: RefSeq, a predicted model, not a curated record
UCUUUCCUCCUCCUCUGCACUUUCCCCCCCAUUUCAGCUUCUUCUUAACUUCAUACAGAGAAAAUUACCAACAUUUAUGCGUAUAUAAUAUAUAGUAUAAACUAAGAUAAAGUAUAGUCAAUAUUACUCAAUAGUGUGGCUAAAAAUCAUCUAGAAAUUUGUAGUAUAUAGUAUUAUAUAUUUCAUUCUUACCUUGGAAAAAGACAACCUACCCAACCAAAUAAUUUCCCCAUCUCAAAGCAUGGGCUUCCAUUUAUGAUCAUCAGCUGACAUCAAUGAAAUUUCAAUUUCAAUUUCAAUUUCAAUUUUCCCCAUUUUAUUAUUGUUUAAUUUAUUAAAAUAGUGGGUAUAUUUGUUAUUAUCUAAAUUUUUUGGGUACCCCAAGAAAAUAGGGAAAGAGUACAUACAUAUAUGAUAUAUGGCAUCAGCAGUAGCAGCAUCUGUUGGUCUGUUAUACUCACGUUGUAAUUAUUACCCUUCUUCUCCUAUUUUCUCUCUUAAGUUUUCUGGAGGACCCUCUUCAUCUUCUUCAUCGUCAUUGUCGUCUUCUUCAUCAUCGUCACAUUUUUGUUCAUCCUUUAGUUCAUGUAAAUUUUCAGGACUGAAUAAUAGCUGGCAUAAUCAAAGUUGCAAGUCUCAUGCAAUGAGUACAACAGCUGGAAAUUCUGUGUCUUCUACAAUAAUUGCAAAUGGAGAACGUGGGCCCGACCAUCUUCUUGUGCUUGUCCAUGGCAUCCUGGCAAGCCCAAGUGAUUGGACAUACUUUGAAGCGGAACUGAAAAAGCGUUUGGGAAGAAACUUCUUGAUUUAUGCAAGCUCAUCUAAUUCCUACACUAAAACGUUUGGUGGCAUUGAUGGGGCUGGGAAACGUUUGGCUGAGGAGGUCAGACAAAUUGUUCAAAGGACAGAGAGUCUUAAGAAAAUUUCUUUUUUGGCUCAUUCUCUUGGUGGCUUGUUCGCUCGAUAUGCUGUUGCUGUCCUCUACACACCUAAUAACUUAGGUGAUGGAGAUAUUGAUGACACUUUAGGCCGCUCAAUGAAGCAUGGUGUAAUUGCUGGACUGGAACCUAUAAACUUCAUUACUUUAGCUAGUCCGCAUCUUGGGGUUAGAGGGAGGAAACAGCUACCACUGCUCUGGGGACUUCCUUUCUUGGAGAAGCUUGCGCCUCCCUUAGCUUCUGUUUUUGUCGGUCGAACUGGUAGUCAGCUCUUCCUUACUGAUGGAAAACCAAAUAGACCCCCACUUCUUCUAAAGAUGGCAACAGAUUGUGAAGAUGGUAAAUUUAUAUCUGCCCUUGGCGCAUUUAAAUGCCGCAUAAUAUAUGCGAAUGUAUCUUUUGAUCAUAUGGUUGGCUGGCGCACAUCUUCAAUCAGGAGAGAAGAUGAACUUCCCAAGCCUCCUCAACGAUCUUUGGACGGUUACAAGCAUGUUGUAGAUGUUGAGUAUUGUCCGCCAGUUUCAUCUGAGGGUGCUCAUUUUGCUCCAGAAGUUGCCAAAGCAAAGGAGGCUGCACAGACUGAACCUAGCACUCAAAAUACAGUUGAAUAUCAUGAACUUGCCGAAGAGGAAAUGAUGCAGGGCUUACAGCGGUUGGGAUGGAAGAAAGUUGAUGUUAGCUUUCAUUCUGCAGUGUGGCCCUUCUUUGCACAUAACAAUAUACAUGUGAAAAAUGAAUGGUUUCACAAUGCUGGUGCCGGGGUUGUAAAACAUGUUGCAGACAGCCUGAAGCAGCAAGAAUCUUCAUGUCUUGUUGCCAGCUUAUAGCAAUGAGAACGGCAGUAAAUUUAGGAUGGUGGUCAGACUAUGUGCUGAAAUAAUACUCAACAGAUUUUGAGCUGGAAAUUGAAGGAUGAGUUGAUGCAAGUAGUAAAGUGAGGAGAUUAUUGAAAAUCAAAAUGUACACUGUAAGGUGAUUGUUGAUUUCCUAAUGUAAAUUACUUUGGGGUAAAUCAUGAUAAGAUUCAUUGGCUAUUUAUUCA